UCUCUCAAAUCUUCGUUACAGGUUGGAUAUAGUUCAGCAUUAUACCUGAGACACCGGGAAUAUUCGAUCUGUAGAAAAGAGGGCGUAUCAACAUACAUUAUAUUGAAGCACCUCCAUGGCUUACGCUACACUAAAUGAACAUCAACGACGACAGUUGCUUGAACGAAUCCGACAACUUGAAGCCGAUUUUGCUAGGUUUGUUAAUCGUCGACAAGCUACAGUAGCCACAUUGUUGGAACUGGCCGAUGAAUUAAACUCAAGCAAACGCAAGGUCAGGAUCAGUAAAAUAUCCGGUGCCGUUGGUGGAGUAGUUUCAGCAGGUUUAACAAUUGCUGGAUUGGCAACGAUACCCCUAUUUGGAGUUGGCGUUGUUUUAACAGCGGCGGGGGCUGGCGUGGGAGUUCUAUCUGGUGUCACAAGUGCUGGAGCUGCCAUAGGCGAUAUUGUAGUUAGUAAAAACACAAGAAUGAAAUGCAACAAAGUGCUCGAGGCAGAUAACCAGGCUGUACUGGAUUAUCAAAAUGCAAUGGAGGGUUUUAGAUUAUUUAUUCAUUCCAUAAGAGGCGUGGCUCCUAUUGGUAGCGUAGUAACGGCGGGAAUUCAAUUAGUCAGAUUGGUGGACGUGCUCUUGGAUGCAUCUGGAGCCACACUUAGAGGUGUUGGAGCUGCUAUUGACGCUGUGCCCAUAGUUGGAGCUGUGUUCAACCUAAUCACACUCCCCAUAGAUAUUGGUACCCUGAUAUCCAACGCAAGAGAUAUCCAUAAGUCAACCCCUCAUCAGGUAGCAGCACGUAUCACCGAGGUAGCUCAGCAGUUGAAAGACCAACUUAGAGAGCUACAGCUAAGACAUGACAAGGAAAUGGAAGAACUACUAGAUGCUCUUCUAAGACAUAACGAGCAAAUGGAAAAAUUGAAAUGUGCUGUUUUACAUGCAGGUCGAGAAAUUCCUGUUUAUAUUUUUGUAAUUGUUGUACUUGCGAUUAUGAUUUUGGAUUUAUUCUGGUUCAAGGGGCCUGAUGGCCCCCCGCUGUUGCCCUAUGACCUUCCGAAGCUUCCUUUCAAAUAGAGGGUUAUCAAUUUAUUGAUGUAGCCCACUUAAAACCAGAUAUCAUCAUUUUCAUACGAUCAGCAGUUUUAACAAUAAACGAUUCUAACUAUAUCAUACACAGAACUUUGUUUUAUGAAAGGGUAUAGCUGCUAAUAAGUCACGUCAUGUGGAGAACGUAACACAUCCCAAUUACAAUUUCUACAUAACAACUUUGAAACUCGUGCGACGUCAUUCUUUUGCGUCAGGUAUAUUAUGCUAUGUAACACUACAGAUAGCAGAAGAUCAGCAUAAUU
Molecule: messenger RNA, 1341 nt
Organism: Patella vulgata (common limpet)
Lineage: Eukaryota; Metazoa; Mollusca; Gastropoda; Patellidae
Exons: 3
Coding region: 116-1066 (316 amino acids)
Biological process (GO): lipid transport; lipoprotein metabolic process
Cellular component (GO): extracellular region; membrane
Molecular function (GO): lipid binding
Source: RefSeq, a predicted model, not a curated record